UGUGGCAAUAACUUCGCAUUGUUCGGAGACAUACAGAGGAUCUAAGGAGUAUCACUGGAGACAAAACCGACAGAAUCGGGGCAAAGUCAGACUUAACCUCAACUUACUGCGGCAGAUCACAACUUACUAUGUUUCCUGGAUUAUUGCAUAAGGUGUCAAGAUAUAAAUAUAAUCAUCACGUGGCUUUUGAGGUGAAAUUCUGCUGCAUUUUGGCGCGUUGUCAACCUGCCAGCAAGGGGGCAGAGGAAGAACUCCAUCACUGUCAUUCCGUACAAAGCCCUGCAAACUCUCAUGCAGCCUUCUCUCUGUACGCAGGAACCCUGGGUGCUCCAGCUGCCAGCAUCUCAUGUCAGGUUGUUUGGGUCGGUCUGAUUGAGAUUAAUACAAAGAACUGCUCCACCCCCUCAAGGCAGCAUGGGAUACUGAGAUUAAGUGCAUUUACGCUCACUGCUGUGCAGAAGCGGCUUUUUAAAACAACUGCGAUUUAGUAUCCUGCUUUGUCACCAGGACUCUACCAGUUUCUGUGUGUGGGGCCUAGCGAGGCCAGAGGAGGACACUUGCAUAGGCAGGGGUUGCCCUGACGAGAUGUUAUGAUGGCAUGAUGCCACAUGUGUGAAACCGUUGUGAGAACAGCUGUCCUGUCUCAUCGGAGCCAGGCCAUGGGAAAGGGGUGAAGUGAAGAAAUUGGGCGGGAGAUAGCCUGAAGGGGGAUGCACUGCAGGGGAGCGGGAUACUCCCAGGAUGCCCCUCUCUGAAGAAAAGAUGUACAUCACUUGUAUAAACCACCUCCAGGGGAAACGCAGAUGGAAACAGGGCUUUGUAUAUUCUCCAGCAAUCUGGUGAUCAUUAGUCCCUUGAUGAGGUGCACGGUGUGGUCACUUCACGUGAUUGGUUGUCUGCACUUUCAAUCGGAUUUGCAAGGACAAUUUCAGCUUAUUGAAUUGUGCUUAUUUAGCAGUAAAGGGGUAGACUAAGAAGGAAGCUUGAUCUGUAAACUCGUUUUUCUUCCUCACUUGUGCACUAAAAUAUUGAAGAGAGGUAUUCUGGGAAUAGCACGGAGGCCUGUGGGAGAAGGGAAUGCACAGAAGAGAGAAAGGACAAAGAAAGGAAGCAAUUAAAAAUGCAGCGUAAUUGGAAUUUCUGUUGUGUUGAAGACUGUCAGCAGACUGAACACUAUUUCUCAAUGUACAUUAGUCAACCCAUGGGCAAGAUUUACUUGGUUUGGAAAGCCCCUAUCUGACAGAGAAAAAAGAAAAAUUGAAUCACAGAAGAGGAGAAGGCACACUAUCAACAAUCUAUACACACUUGCCGUUUCAGACUAAUUAUAAAGUUCUUAUUGUUCAGGCAGCUGAGGAAAAGCUUGUAAAAUACCCCAAGAGAUGUCUGUUCUUGUUAUGUUAAUUGUGACUGUGGCAUCUCAGUUUCCCACAAGUCUUUGCGGGAGACUCCUGGAAGCUCCUGCUAGCAGACAGGGACAGGAGCAAAAUGUAAAAGCAUCUGAGAUGACAGGUAUUUGCUGAAGAUAUGAGAGAUUUGUGUUGUGCAUUCUACUUUUGCUUAAGCAAAACGCACAACAUAAUCUUUUAUUUCGGGUCUUGACAGCUUGCAGAGAAAAGCAUCACCAUAAAACUGAAAUCUAUACAUAUUGAUCUCUGCACAACAAAUCCCAAUUCUGGCACCAGCGACAUCAUCAUACAUUCGUUUUAGACAGUCACUGAAGCUGAUGGGUUAGAAAUGAAAAAGAGACAGCAGGUUCCAGUAAAAAGUAAAAAAAAAUAAAAAUAAACAGCCCGCUGCUUAUUUAUUGCUAGGGCUCCUGUGAAAAGGGCAAAUAAAAUCCACCCUCCUGUUUAUGCUUUUUGUGUAAAUGGCAUUGUGUCAGACCGCAGAAAGGCUGAGAAACAUGUGCAUGAGUCUUACAGCCACAAACCCAUAACUUCAUCUGCACAUGUGGAGGCGUAUGCGGAGGAGGAGCCGCUGCACCCAGAAGGAAAACCUGAAAGCAAAGGUAUCUCCUUUGUAGUGGCCAUAACUACCUGUAGUUCAUAGUAAUAGUGAAGUAGAUUUAUCUUAAAGGCCUACUCCAAUGAAAAUUGUGCUUUUAUCAUGUUCUUGUGGCUUUUUUUUGAUGAUGGCAGAUAUAUUGAAAAAAUUAAUCUUAAAAUCGCAGAUGAAAAAAAAAAUGUUGUCACACUUGAUUUUAUCUUUGUGAGAUUUAAAAAGACCACACUUUCUUAUUUGGUCGGUGCUAGAAUUGUCAGUUUCACAUCUACCAAACAAAGAGGAAAAAGAACAAGCCAUUUGGAUCUGAAUAUAGGGAGCUCAUAGUAUGUUUUGGUUUUUCAUUGCAACAAUCACAGCAAAACUAAAAUGUCAAGAUACAUCAGAGCUGUCACAAGAUUUAUUUUUAAAUAGUUGUCACAUACAGAGGCAUUUCUGACCACAUCACGAAAAAAUAUAUAUAUUAAACUCGGAGGAAUAAGUCACCAUAAAAAGCGAGCAAAGUCACUGUUAAUAAUUGUAACAUGGAACUUGUAUUGAAAGAUGUUCACUGUUUGUACCAUGCUGGUCAGCUAGAUCAUAUAGAAAUGUCUUUAUAUUGUGCUUUUCACACCAAUGCAAUCAAUACAGCAAACAUGACUGGCUAAACAAAUAAACAGAUUAAAGGUGCAUUGGAAUAAGUCAAGUGUGGAUGCUUUAAAAUAUUUUCUAUUAGUAUCUCAAUAUAAAUGUCCUUAAAAUUUCACAAAAGAUAAUCGCUUCUAUAAAAUAAAGCGGUACCCCAUCAGUCCUAUUAAGUCAUAAUGUCCAUGUACUGUACGCUGUCACACUUGAUUAUCGCUUUCACGUUUCCUCUCUCCGCUGCUGGAAAAAAUCUGCAAAAUGAAAGUUGGCAUUAAUGUAAUCACGUUUUCGUCCAGUUGCAUCGUUAAAGUCGGCAAUAUAUGUUCCAAUGAAGAAGAUGUGAGGUUGAUUGGCCCCACUCCUCUGCUUAACUCAGGAGCUGCUUGUAUAGAGACAUCCUUGCUCGCCAUCUGAGAUUGUUCAGCUUUAAUCAUUUGCUACAGUUAUCGGGACGCGGCAUGCUGGCACUGCGUUCCUAAUGACUAAAAACCUAAUGUAAUUACAAACAAAUAAGCUCAUUAACGUAGGACGACAAGCUUUGCUGUGCUGAGACAGCAUAAAUGAAGUGUUUGGCAUUCAGUUCCACAAUCUAGAAUGCAAACGGUUUAGGAAAUCAUCAAUUUAAUUGUACAAUACAGGAAUUUCAUUUUUAUCGAGUAUUCAGGAUUCAGAGACAACAUAUCUUGCAGGUUGCCAGAAACAGAAAAAAAAUACAUUGUGUUGCAUUAACAUUUAAUUAUUUUAGAUCCAAAAAGGACACAUUGAUGAAACUUGUCUUGCUGCAAUCAACUGAGCAGGACGAGCAGGCGCACAUGAGAACAGUUUUUGCCCUCAAAGCCACAAACAAAAAUGCCACACUUUUUGUUUGUUAAUAAUAUCGUUGGUGCGUCAGGCCCCCACAGUGCUGAGGAGCAUGGAGCUGAUGGCCACAAAGCAACAGCUUCCUCGCAGGAUGGGGAACAAGUUUCCCACAUGCUUGAGGGUCACACACAUGAGACUCAUGGCCACAAAACCACAACCACAGCGAGCAAAGAGGAGGAGCACACAGGAAGCAAAGCUGACAAGAAAGACUCCCACACGUUUGAAGGGCAUAACACUGUUGGCCACAGAACAACCGCACCUCAACACAAAGAAGAACAUUCAAAGGCUGAACAUUCAGCUUCCCACAUGUUUGAGGGAUACUCACACAACCCUCACACAACCUUGUCAGUUCAACAUGGGGAGAAAACACAAGAAGAGCAUUACGACAAAGGAGACCGCCAUUCAUUUGUUGAACAACCACCUGGGACCCAUAGCUCUGCUAAUGCCCAUAAUUCCCAUGGAGGUCCUAACUCACAUGAAACCAGUAGUGGACAUGAAAUGUCUCAUAGAAGUCUUAGCUCACAUGAUUCCAGUGGCGGACAUGGUUCUCCUCAUGGGAGUCAUGUCUCACAUAAAACGAGUAGUGGACUUGAGACUUUUUAUGGAAGUCCUAGGCCACAUGAAGCUGGUGGACAUGAGACUCUUCAUGAAAGUCAUAGCUCACAUGAUACCAGUAGUGGGCAUGGGUCUCCUCAUGGAAGUCCUGGUUCACAUGAUACUGGUGGAUAUGGGACUCCUCAUGAAAGUCAUAGCUCACAUGACACUGUUGGACAUGAGACUCCUCAUGAAAGUCAUAGCUCACAUGAUACCAGUAGUGGGCAUGGGUCUCCUCAUGGCAGUCAUAGCUCACAUGAUACUGGUGGACAUGGGACUCCUCUUGGAAGUCAUAGCUCACAUGAUACCAGUAGCGGUCAUGGGUCUCCUCAUGGAAGUCAUAGCUCACAUGAUAUUGCUGGACAUGGGACUCCUCGUGGAAGUCAUAGCUCACAUGAAGCUGGUGGACAUGGGUCUCCUCAUGGCAGUCAUGGCCCACAUGAGACUCCUCAUGGAAGUCAUACCUCCCAUGAGACUCCCCAUGGCAGUCAUAGCGAACAUGAGACUCCCCAUGGCAGUCAUAGCGAACAUGAGACUCCCCAUGGCAGUCAUAGCGAACAUGAGACUCCCCAUGGCAGUCGUAGCGAACAUGAGACUCCCCAUGGCAGUCAUAGCGAACAUGAGACUCCCCAUGGCGGUCAUAGCGAACGUGAGAUUCCCCAUGGUGGUCAUAGCGCACAUGAGAUUCCCCAUGGUGGUCACAGCACACAUGAGACUCCCCAUGGCAGUCACAGCGCACAUGAGACUCCUCAUGGCAGUCACAGCGCACAUGAGACUCCUCAUGGGAGUCACAACACACAUGAGACUCCUCAUGGCAGUCACAGCUCACAUGAGCCUCCUCAUGGCAGUCACAGCGCACACGAGACUCCUUAUGGCAGUCACAGCGCACACGAGACUCCUUAUGGCAGUCACAGCGCACAUGAGACUCAUCAUGGCAGUCACAGCGCACAUGAGACUCCUCAUGGGAGUCACAACACACUUGAGACUCCUCAUGGCAGUCACAGCACACAUGAGACUCCUCAUGGCAGUCACAGCACACAUGAGACUCCUCAUGGCAGUCACAGCGCACAUGAGACUAUUCAUGGCAGUCACAGCGCACAUGAGACUCCUCAUGGGAGUCACAGCGCACAUGAGACUCCUCAUGGGAGUCACAGCGCACAUGAGACCCCUCACGGGAGCAUUAGCGCACAUGAGACUUCCCAUGGGAGUCACAGCGCACAUGAAACACCUAAUGGAAGUCAUAGCUCACAAGAGACUCCUCCUGGAAGUCAUAGCUCACAAGAGACUUCUCAUGGGAGUCAUAGAUCACAAGAGACCCCUCACGGGAGCAUUAGCGCACAUGAGACUUCCCAUGGGAGUCACAGCGCACAUGAGACCCCUCACGGGAGCAUUAGCGCACAUGAAACACCUCACAGAAGUCAUAGCGCACAUGAAACACCUCAUGGAAGUCAUAGCGCACAUGAGCCUCCUCAUGGCAGUCAUAGCGCACAUGAGCCUGCUCAUGGGAGUCAUAGCGCACAUGAGACUCCUCAUGGGAGUCAUAGCGCACAUGAGACUCCUCAUGGGAGUCAUAGUGCACAUGAGACUCCUCAUGGGAGUCAUAGCGCACAUGAGACUCCUCAUGGGAGUCAUAGCGCACAUGAAACUCCUCAUGGGAGUCUUAGCUCACAUGAGACUCCUCAUGGGAGUCGUAGCUCACAUGAGACUUUUCAUGGUAGUCGUAGCGCACAUGAUCCGCCUCAUGGGAGUCAUAGCGCACAUGAGAGUCCUCAUGGGAGUCAUAGCGCACAUGAGACUCCUCAUGGCAGUCGUAGCGAACAUGAGACUCUUCAUGGUAGUCAUAGCGCACAUGAGCCGCCUCAUGGGAGUUAUAGCGCACAUGAGACUCCUCAUGGCAGUCAUAGCGCACAUGAAACUCCUCAUGGCAGUCAUAGCGCACAUGAGCCGCCUCAUGGCAGUCAUAGCGCACAUGAGCCGCCUCAUGGCAGUCAUAGCGCACAUGAAACUCCUCAUGGCAGUCAUAGCGCACAUGAAACUCCUCAUGGCAGUCAUAGCGCACAUGAGCCGCCUCAUGGCAGUCAUAGCGCACAUGAGCCGCCUCAUGGCAGUCAUAGCGCACAUGAGCCGCCUCAUGGCAGUCAUAGCGCACAUGAAACUCCUCAUGGCAGUCAUAGCGCACAUGAGACUCCUCAUGGCAGUCAUAGCGCACAUGAGACUCCUCAUGGCAGUCAUAGCACACAUGAGACUCCUCAUGGCAGUCAUAGCACACAUGAGACUCCUCAUGGCAGUCAUAGCGCACAUGAGACGCCUCAUGGAAGUCAUGGCGCACAUGAGACGCCUCAUGGAAGUCAUGGCGCACAUGAGACGCCUCAUGGAAGUCAUGGCGCACAUGAGACGCCUCAUGGAAGUCAUGGCGCACAUGAGACUCCUCAUGGGAGUCAUAGCUCACAUGAGACGCCUCAUGGGAGUCACAGCACACAAGAGACUCCCCAUGGGAGUCAUAGCACACAUGAGACUCUUCAUGGGAGUCAUAGCGCACAAGAGACUCCCCAUGGGAGUCAUAGCGUACAUAAGACCCAUCAUGGAAGUUUGCAUGCAAGUCAUAACUUGCAUGAGACUGGUAGACAUGACCAUGGUAGUUCACAUCAGACCCCUGAACCCCAUGAAACGCAUAGCCAGCACCACCAGCAAGGGGCUCAUAGACCACAAGGAGCUCAUAACUCGCAUCGGCCACAUAACCUUCAUGGAUAUCAACACGUGCAUCGGACCUAUAGGCCAUCGUUUCACCACCAGCUGGAAAGUGAAGCGCACCAUGAAAGAUCAGGGCGCGAAAGAGGAGGUCACGGGACCACAAAGCACACUUCUGGUAAAGAGGAAGAGGAGACAGAAAAAGACAAAAAGAAAGGGCUUCUGCAACUGUUGAUCUCAGGAGAGCCCCAAGCCAAACAGUUGUUUGGAAUCAUAUACGAUGAUUUCAAAGACUGUGAGUGCUACGGCCACUCCAACCGCUGCAGCUACAUCGACUACCUGAACAUCGUCACGUGCGUCAGCUGCAAGCACAACACCAGAGGCCAGAACUGCCAACACUGCAGGCUGGGAUACUUCCGCAACGCCUCUGCCGAACUGGAUGAUGAGAACGUCUGCAACGAGUGCAACUGCAACCAAAUGGGCGCUGUUCAUGACCGGUGUAACGACACGGGCUUCUGCCAGUGCAAAGAGGGAGCCACAGGGGCCAAAUGUGAAGACUGCCUGCCAGGAUACUACUGGAAACAAGGCUGUUACCCCAACGUUUGCGAUGAAGAGAUGCUCCUGUGCCAGAAUGGAGGAACGUGCUUCCAGAACCAGAAGUGUAUGUGUCCUCCAGAGUUCAAAGGGGUACUGUGCCAACAGUCCCGCUGUGAGGCGGGGAAGGACUGCAAUGGCGCCUCUUCGCCGCACAUCUGCACAGUCACACUGCUGCUCUGCUCUCUGCUAACUCACAUGUUGGCCACGUUAGCACCCCACUGAGCCACGAUAACCGCCGUUCUGACGAUGGAGUGUGCACACGAGUACGAGGCAACAAUUGGCCCAAAAGUUGUGAAAGCCAAUCAAGACAUGGACCUCAGUAAACGCACACAACAGCACUCUUAUAAGCACCCACAAAAAACACUACCUAGCCCCAUCCUCUUUUGCAAACAUGCACCACGCAGGACUGUUAUAUAUCACUGAGCGUGUGCUCAGGUGUGAGAAAGACAAGCAGGAGCAACCUCAGAGAAAAAGAGAUGCAGUCAAAGAGGAAGGAAAAAAAAAAAAAAGUCAUGCCAACCACUGUUCCCUUUAUUCCUCAGCAGGAGCAAUCUGCAUCAAACCAAAAAGUAUAAACACUCAAACUCACUACUGUCUCACUUCAAAGGGAAUGGCUGUUGUAACCACGAGGACGUUUUCUUUCCUUUUUCUUGUUUGGGUUGGGGAUGUCACCUCUGUCAGACUGACGGCCCUCGUGUGCUGGUCAGGCUCAGCGUGAGGACGAGACAAGAUGAAUUGACAGAUGGGUUAGGGGGUGCUUGUUUGAUUCUGCUGCUGAAGCCUACAUCAUAUUAAGCAGGUUUCAUUUUUGUUUUCUCUCAGAAAUGAGACUUGAUUUGAAAUUUACUCUAUUUCUGCUGCAUUGUUUUUUUUUAUUAUACCUUAAAUCAUUGUAUUUAAAUGUGCCCACUAGCAGUUGCUGAGACUAUACAUAUAUACUAUCCAGGGGAUUAUGAAUUCUUAACAAAAAAAAGUAAUUUAGUCACUGUUAUGGUUGUUUGUAGGAAUGAGUGAUUGUUGCCACACUUAAGGAGAUUUAAACUUCACGCAGUAUUCAGGAAAGCAGAGUUUAACAGGUUUCAAUUAAUCAGAAGUCUAAAGAAAAGAGGGAACUAUGAACCACGUAUUAAUAUUAUAUGACUUUAUUUGAAUAUUUUUUGUAGAAAUUAUUUUUGUUUGAAGUUACAAUAAAUUAUAAAAAACAACUACAAAAAAAACUAUUUCAAAUGUGCAUUUUUAUUACACCAAGUGUAAAGCUUACAGUAAAUAUGACUGUUAUUUGCCUUUUUGCUUGUUUGUUAUCAUUCACCUACGUCUCAAGCAUUUUUAAAGAGGGGAAAAAAAAGCUAUGAAUGCUUAUAUAUCUUUUUUUUCUUACUCCAAAAAUGUUUUUUUCCUCAUUUUAACAGAUUGCUCUGAAAAGCCUAUCUAAUUUAGUUUUAAGAUUUUGAGAAAAUAAAAUAAAACAACAAUAAACAGUCGACAGAAAUCACUGGAUAAAGUUACAACAGCAAUAAAUAUAAGCUGCAACACCUUUAAUAAUAGCAUAAUAAAAAUUGGAGUGAAAGAUGGAAAAGAACAGAAAAAAAUCCCUCAUUCCACGUGAAAAACCAAGGAUUAAAAAAAAAAAAAAAAAGGACUAAAAAUUGUAAUUGGGACAAAUUUCGAUGCAAAUCAUUUCAUAGUUUGGAGGAGACAACAUAAAAAUCCCUUCUGAUCAUUUCCAUCUUGACUAGAUUUGACACCAAUGAACCUCCUCCUAAAAAUCAGGCAAAUUUGUAGGACAAACAGGCUGUUGGAACACACACCUAAGUGAAGCUGCUCUGGAUCUAAAGCUGCGUUCACACUUGUGGUGUUGACUCCCGUUUAAUCGACCACUUUCAAUGAAAAGUCUGCGUAAAGUAAGUUCAACCUGAAUUUCGGGCUUCCGAGUCCAAAACUCUUGCACUCACGCAUCACUACAAAUGUUUUUAAGUCUGGUCGCAGGUUCUGCGUACAAAUCGCCCAUACAAAUCGAUCAAAUCGAUCAUUGAUUGCACGCUGGAAGUUCAACCUGAAAUUUUUAGCUAUUAAAACGCGACAACGCUAAACAGUGACCAGUCAGGGACUCUGAUUUAGUAGUGACGUGUGAGUCGUCUCCUUUUCCAAAACACGAAAGUGUCAACCAUUGUAAGUGUGAUCACAAAGGAGAAACUGAUAAUGGCACCUUUGCUGCCCGGCUGGAAUUAUUAGACACAUAGUCUUUCGUUAAUCGGAAAAGAGCUGUGAAAGGAAAAGCCUGGAGCAAGAUUUGCACCACUUCAACAUUUCACAUCAACCCUCAUUCCACUGUUGGUGGUGGACAUUCGCUAGUAAACAGUAAAAACCAAAAAACAAAAGAAGAAGCUCCCUCCCUGCUGCGUCCUGCUUGUCUGGUGUGAACACCACUGGUUGAAGUUGCGUUUAUGAAGCGUUCUCAAUCGCAUCACACGUGCAUUGUGAAAGCAGGAAAUGGAUUUGAUCAUCACUUGUCAAUCUCAGGGCCACAUCCCUACAGUUUGUGCAACUUCAAUUUAAAUUUGAAAUAAAGAUGAUUGGGUCUGUAAAACGUGCUUAUAGUUGUCAUAAAUACACAAUAUUUCAGCAGAAAUUGAAGAGGUCUUUGGAUCCAGACGAAGUAUAUUUAUUUUUUAUUAUUUUACACGGAAAUGGGUGUGACUGACUUGAAAACUUCCUAAAGAUUUUUUUAUCUACACAUAAUCCUGAUCAAUUUUAUUCUUAAAUAACCAAUAAUCCAAGUAGCCUUAAUUAUGAUAAUGAAAUUUUUAGCCUAAAUUAAAAAAAAAAAACUAUCGUUUUCUAGGACAGUUUCUGUGGCUCGGCAGGAGUUCAUUAGAAAUUAUUAGUUGUGGGUGGGACCGUUGUUAUGGAGCACCCCCCCCCCCCCUACACACACACACGCACACACACACAUUGGUGAAAGCUUUACGUUUUCAGGCACUCACACUAGCUCAAACCCAAAACCUAACAGCAAAAAUAAAAAUGAGGAGAAAUAUUAGAACUGUCCAGCCAUGCAGUUCUUAGGCAGGUGCCAGCUCGGACGAGAUAUACGAAGACGUACAGGAAUCUAGUCGUUUACAAGUGUAUGCAUCAGAGAGGAGCAGAGCAGAGGGAGCUUGAGGCCUGUCCAGCAUUUUUUCUUUGUAACAAAUAGUCAUUUUUUUCGUCUGCUCCUGAUUCACAACCAUUUGAAUAAAGAAAUAUUCAGAAUUGCAAUUUUAAUCCUUCUAUUCUUUAUGUCCUUAUCAACAGAAAAAUGCCACAAGACGUGUUAAAAAAUACGAAAAUCAACCCUUAUCAGAGUGAGUCUUUAAAAUUUUUAGUCUUGUUGGGAAAAUAUAAACAUGUGAAGUCACAAAGCUUUGCAGUGAACAAAGAAUGCAAUCUUUUUCUGAGCAUGUAUUGAUGUAAAGCAAUUUUUCCUCAUAAUAUACGCUAUUGAGAUACACAAGGGCCCAAAACACUAAUGCCAGACUAAUCUUGCACUCAUCACCUCUUGUAAGCUCCUCCAGGCAUGUUGUCUGCAGCAAAAAAAAGCCCUUCAAGGCAUCAUUUUACAGAGAUGCUUUACUGCUGAGUCAGUCGUAGCAAAAAAGCUAGAGACACAAAGCUGCAUCACAUCCCAACCCAAGAUAAAAGCCAGACUAAGCCAUGAAGAAAUAGCAGGAUUGAGCCUCUCUCCAUUCUUUCUGAGCUGGUAUUAUGUUGCAGCUAUACUGUGUGUAAAAUUAUGUGAAAACUGAAUCUCCAAGAAAAAAAAUAUAUAUAUAUAAAUAAUUGUCCGAUAAUCUAAUUGGUACAGAUGGAUGGACUUUGUCAGACAGUGAUAUCCAGUUUAUUUCCUGGCUGUUUGGAAAGUUGGUGUCAGACGUGGGAUUCAAUUGGAAGACUGAAAUGUCAAAGUUUAAAAAGGGCACAGAAGAGAAUUUUAAAUCUUUUGAGAAAACGAAACUAAUUGAGGAAUUAAAGGGGGAAAAAAACUCAAGACUAAAAUCUAUUUGAGAAGCAGGGCAUCUAACUGGGAUCUUGCAGCUUUAUCUAAAACCAGGUUGAUCCAUAUAUACAUGGGGAAAACUAAUCAGAAGCCUAAAAACAGCUGCCGUGUUUGAAACAGUAACCAGGCAAGUAACAGGGAAGACUUUCAUAGUCAAAGAUAAAGCGUACAGCCUCCAACAGUAAGCACUAUAUUUCAACAAGUUCACGUCUGAUUGGCAAGAGUGGUUGUCAUAGAAACAAUGACUCAGACCAAUUUGGACCAGUCACUGCUUACCGAUGUUGUCCGGCUCCAACAUGGCAGCAUCCAUAAUUAAGAGAAAAAUGGCGACUGUAUUUACUUCAUUUCAUUGGAAUAGGAAGUAAGACAUUUUCUAUUUCUCAUAUAUAUAUUUAUAUAUAUGACUGUAUAUUUUAUGACUGAUUUCGUGUUCUUAUACAAUUACCAGUAUGAUACAAUUACCAAAUAAACACAAUUGAAUUGAAACCCCUCAGUCCAACCACU
Oryzias latipes (Japanese medaka) is the source of this 11902-nucleotide messenger RNA. RefSeq names its product netrin g2b (gene ntng2b). NCBI's taxonomy places the organism in Eukaryota, Metazoa, Chordata, Actinopteri, Beloniformes, Adrianichthyidae. Gene Ontology annotation, biological process: axonogenesis; animal organ morphogenesis; tissue development. The record is from RefSeq and is a predicted model, not a curated record.